AUAUUUUAUAAGUAUACAUAAUCUAAUUCUUAGAUGACGAACAACUACGAUGAAUUCGAUAUUCAAGAAAUAAUCAACGAAUCGCCGAUAUUCCCGUCAUCAAUGAUAGAGAGUACGACUAUUCCAUAUAGUCCCAUAACUCCAUCGGAAGCUUUUUCCCCUGACAUGUUCCCGUCAUCAAUGAUAGAGAGCAUAACUGCUCUAUAUAGUGCAACAACUCCACCGGAAGCUUUUUCACCUGACAUGUUCCCGUCAUCAAUGGUAGAGAGCAUAAAUGUUCCAUGUAGUGCAAUAACUCCACCGGAAGCUUUUUCACCUGACAUGUCCCCAUCGCCAAGCAUGUUACACAUGCUUCCGUUGAAGACUCCUCGCGAGUUUCACAAUUUGAUUAUCGGGGUUAUUAAACAAUGCGAGAUCAAGACUUCUUCCUGGGGUGACGAUGAGGACGAAAAUCACGCGCUGAAUAUGGCUAUGGAGCGGUAUGAAAAUACCAUCACCGCCGCUUCCGACGACGACUGGGGGGGGUAA
This is a messenger RNA of Aphis gossypii (cotton aphid), 528 nucleotides long. RefSeq lists its product as uncharacterized. The transcript is spliced from 4 exons. Bases 34 to 528 code for a protein of 164 amino acids. The record is from RefSeq and is a predicted model, not a curated record. NCBI's taxonomy places the organism in Eukaryota, Metazoa, Arthropoda, Insecta, Hemiptera, Aphididae.